This is a messenger RNA of Fragaria vesca subsp. vesca, 1089 nucleotides long. Its product is annotated as ferritin-1, chloroplastic-like. Gene Ontology annotation, molecular function: ferrous iron binding; ferric iron binding. Lineage: Eukaryota; Viridiplantae; Streptophyta; Magnoliopsida; Rosales; Rosaceae. Bases 80 to 871 code for a protein of 263 amino acids. Gene Ontology annotation, cellular component: cytoplasm. The transcript is spliced from 8 exons. The record is from RefSeq and is a predicted model, not a curated record. Gene Ontology annotation, biological process: iron ion transport; intracellular iron ion homeostasis.
UUUCUCAUUCUCCAAUUGUUUUCUCUGCUCUUUGAUUCCAGUUUUCAGUUCAGAAAUCUCUCUGUUGUUUGAUCUGAACAUGGCAAUGUCUGUGAGGAGCGUUUCGGGGUUUUCGGUGUCGAGCAAGCAAGGGAAUGGUGGUGCUGAUUUUAGCAGCAACAGCCUCUUGUUGAAUGGCUCAAAACUUAUUGGAUCUUCUUCUUCCUCUUCUAGUCUGAGUUUUAAUCGGCAGAGGAGACCCAGAAACCUUGCGGUUUCUGCGUCGAGCGAGAAGGUGAUGACUGGUGUUGUGUUCCACCCUUUUGAAGAGGUCAAGAAGGAGGUUCUUGCUAUUCCUGUCUCACCUCACGUUUCGCUUGCUCGUCAGGGCUUUGCAGAUGAGUGUGAAGCUGCGAUUAAUGAGCAGAUCAAUGUGGAAUACAACGUGUCAUAUGUGUACCAUGCGAUGUUUGCAUAUUUUGACAGGGACAAUGUUGCUCUCAAGGGCCUCGCCAAGUUUUUCAAGGAAUCAAGUGAAGAAGAAAGAGAGCAUGCUGAAAAACUGAUGGAAUAUCAAAAUGUACGAGGCGGAAGAGUAAAGUUACACUCUAUUAUAAAUCCCCCUUCAGAGUUUGAGCAUGCUGAGAAAGGAGAUGCAUUAUAUGCUAUGGAGUUAGCUUUGUCUUUGGAGAAGCUGACAAAUGAAAAGCUCUUGAACUUGCAUAGGGUGGCACAGGAGAACAAUGAUGUUCAAUUGACAGAUUUUAUCGAGAGCGAGUUUCUUACUGAGCAGGUUGAAGCCAUAAAGAAGAUAGCGGAGUAUGUCACCCAGUUGAGGAUGGUUGGAAAAGGACAUGGAGUGUGGCACUUUGAUCAAGAGCUGCUUCAUUAAGAGUCAAGAGUGAUACUGCGCCUUGAACAUUUGUUGCUGGUGUACUACUUGUAGUGUUUAAUGUCUACAAUUACUUUUCUGCAAAUAUAAUAUUAUCAAAUGUUGGAGAAAUCUUUGAAUCUUUGAUCCUUCGACUUAUAUAGAAUUGAAUAUUGUAUCUAAAUAUUUAGAAUCAUGAUUCCUUAUUAAAAUGAAGUUUCUUAGAAUCAUGCUCACUC